UACGCACGCAGUGUGUCAGUCAGUCGCGCACGUACGCCGGCGGCCGGUCCGUCUGUCGUAUCCAUCCGUGUGUCCACACACGUCUCCGUGGCCGCGAUCGUCAGUUUAUCGCCAGUCCGCGUCAACCAGCCGGCCUAGUGACCGCCGUUACGUGAAGUUACACGUUUUUAUUUUUGCCAUUUUUUCCGUCGCCGACGUCGAAUUCGAAUUGUUGUACUCGUCGCCACCCCUCGACCACCCACCAGCCGGUUUGCCGAGAACGCGACGCGACGUGUUCCUCCGAGUCCGUUUUAUGCAUUCGCUGUCGGGUUUUCCGCUCGGCGACCACUCAAACGUUGGCCGGCCCGUCACCGCGCUCGAGUCUUCCGACCGUCGCACUCGUUUCCGUCUCGGCCAGCGGCUUGUGAUCUUCGUACAAUUUUUACGCGCACCGUUCCUCCCCCGCGACGCGUUGCGUGCCGUCUCGUCUGAAAAAAUAAUAUUAUAAUAUAAUAUUAUCGCCACCUCUCCCCGACCGCCAACCUCGUACGGUUUCCGAUCAGUUCGUUUUAGCGUUUUCGAGCUUUGUGUGUACAUACGUGUCAUCAUCGCAGCACUUUCGUAUUCCGAUGAAAUGUGGUUUUUACUUUGAUAUCUACUCUUCGGUUGGUCACGAGGUCGUUGCAAGCGAUGCCGUAGCGGCGGUGCGGUGCCGGAAUGACAAACAGCCCUGGGGCCUACCAUGCCGCCGCCGCCGCCGAAAACAACCGUAACAUCGGUCACGCAGCUGCGACGUCUACGUCGACGACAGCGCAGGGACGCCGCAGUCAGACAGACGCUUCUCACUACAUCAUGCCAGCGGACCCCCACAGUUGUUGUGAUCCUGCUCCGACUGUGCUUUCGGGCGCCGGCAUAUGCCUGAUAGUGUUGGGCUAUACGAUGUUCGGUGCUUUCACGUUCAUGACGUUGGAAAACGGUGGUCGAGACAGUGUGCAAUCAAUCCGAGGCGGUCAGCACCAGCAACCACAGCCCCAACCUCAGACCCAGCAACAGCAGCAACAACAACAGCAGCAUAACCAGCCACAACAGCAUCAGCAGCAGCAACAGCAGCACCAUCAACAGCAACAGUCACAGUCGCAGUUUUUGCUAGCACGAAACGACAAGCUUAGAGCGCAGACUGUCGAAAAGCUCUGGAAGAUCACCGAAGAUCUGAACAUCCUUUACCGAGACAACUGGACCAGGCUGGCCGAAGAGGAGAUCCUCAAGUUCCAGGACUCGUUGAUCAGGAAGUACGGUGGUCCCAACCAGGUAGACCGAAGACAUCGGUGGAAUUUUGCAUCGUCGUUCCUGUACUCAUUGACGUUGAUCACCACUAUCGGUUACGGUAGUGUGACGCCGCAGACGCCGUGGGGCAGGGUGAUCACGAUCGUGUACGCGCUGAUCGGCAUACCACUCAUGUUGCUAUAUCUGUCCACGAUGGGCGAGACGCUGGCCAAGAACUUCCGGCGAAUCUACUCGAGAAUGUGUUCACCCGGAAACCGUGAAGACAGGGACGACGGCGGUGGCGGGCGAGGCAGACAGGGCGGCGGAAAGCGAGCGCCGCCCAACACGGUGUCCAGCAAUCACGUGGGCGGCGGUGACUAUUACCGUCACCGGUACGAGUUCGAAACCGUUUCGGGUGCGGCCGCCUACGCGGACGCCGCGGCCAUAACGGUGUCUGGUGGCGGUGGCGGCGGUGGGCAGAAACGCGUCCCCGUGCUGCUGUCGCUGUCUGUGGUCGCGGCGUACGUGGCGCUGGGCGCGUUCAUCUACCAAAAGCUCGAACGGUGGACGCUGCUGGAAGGCUCGUACUUCUGCUUCACAAGUUUGGGCACCAUCGGGUUCGGCGAGCUGGUGCCCGGCAGCAUCGAGUCCACCAAGGACGUGUCCGUGUUCGUGUCUUCCGGUUACAUACUGGUCGGCAUGGCCGUGGUAGCCAUGUGUUUCCAACUGCUACAGGACGAACUGGCCGCCAUGUCACGCAACUGUCGGUGGUGCUGCUGUUGGUGGUGGAUGUGGUCACAGCAGCAGCACCAGCACCAGCAGCACCAGCACAAGGACAGCAACAUGGUCGUGUGCACCGUGGCCGGCGCUGUGGACGGCGGCGGCGGCGGCUGCGACGACGACGACUGCGGUGGCGCGAUUUCUUCGGUGGUGCCUGCCCCGCACAACAACCGCGGACGACAGCCGUCUCAUCCACACAAUCACAACAACGGCGUGACCGCCGGUUCCUGACACGGGGACUUCGGGCCGCCGCCGGACGCUACGGCCGCGGCCAUCGACCUGAAGCCGUUCGCUCCACCACCUUCGCCGCCACUGCCGCCGCCACCAAAACUGCCACUUCUACCGCCGCCCGCGUUCGACGACUGCGACGACGGCGGCUGCGGCGGCGGAGGCAACGGCGGCGGUGGCCUGACGCUCCCCGCGCCCCCACCACCGUUCCAGCGGCAGUCGGCCGGCCGGUGUUCCGUGCAGCAACCGAUGAUGGGCCACCACCGGAAUCCGGCCCACUAUUCCGGCGGCGGUGGCGGCGUAGUUUCCGAGUACUUCAUACCGCGAAGCGCCAGCGCGCACGACCUGUGCUCGGCCAUCGAGAUGCAGAAGAUCCCGCCACCGCUACCGCCAUCCGCGUUGCGCACGGCCGCGGCCACGCUCGCCCGGCCGCCCCGGCAACCGGCCGCGUGUCGCGAUAAGAUGGUCACGUUCGAGGACGAGAAACGGGCGGCGUUCGACCACCACCAAUCGCAGCUACAGCACCACCGCCAGAACCAUCACAGCCACAACCAGCAACAGGAUCAGCAGCAGAAGCAUCACAGGUCCAGCGGCGAUUUGAUCGUGUAGAGAGAAGUCCCUUCUACCGAGGCGGUGUGUACAGUUAAUGUUUUAUACAUUAUUAUUUAUAUAGUUAUAUUAUGUUAAUGUUAAUGUAACUAUUAAUUAUAUUUAUAUAUAUAUAUUAUAAUAUUAUGACAUAUUAUUAUCUACCGAUUAUUAUUAUUUGUACAAUUUAUUGUCGUAAAAAAAGUUUUGUAUAACUCGCCGUGACGUGUCGCUCAUUAUAUUAUUAUAUUAUUAAUACACUUAUUAUGACAUAAAUAUUAUCAUUGUAUACAAAUCAAAUGUUCCGUCCGCCUCUGCGUGUCAGGUCAUGUCAGGCCCCUAAUAAUCGUUAUACCACAGCGUCUCUGAAACCGAGUUAACCUGGUAUAUUAUACGUUAUAAUAUAUUAUAAUUUAUUAAUUAAUAUAUUAAUUUAUAAUUAUAAUAUAUACGUAUAGCAGACGGAUCUAUCAACUCAAAAUUGUAAAGUAAUUGCAUUGCUUGUUAUGUGAAGUGUUGACAAUAAUUACAGAAGCAGAUUUUUGUUUUUUUGAAUUUUCAGUAAAUGUGAAAUACUUAAUUUCAACACUUUUGGGCUGACGAUUAACGACGAUACUGCGAUGUUGUGCGUAAAUCAUGACGUGAGCGAUAUUUUAAGGCAGAGGUCGCGGAACUCGAUGAACCAUGUAAUAAAUAUAAUAUAUUAUAUUGUACUACUAUUGUUAAACGCGUAUAAUAUUAUAAUAUAUACAAUAUACAUAAAAACUACGUACGCCGAUUUUGGUCGGUACCGUUUGGAAAUUCGUCUGUUCGGAUUUCCGUUUGUUUGUUUGUUUGUUUUUUUUUUUUUUAACGUUCCAAACUGUUUAUUGAUACAUUAGUGUUAUUGAGAAUAAUAAUAAUAUAAUAUAUGAAUCCAAAGCGUA
This is a messenger RNA of Rhopalosiphum padi (bird cherry-oat aphid), 3764 nucleotides long. RefSeq lists its product as uncharacterized. Gene Ontology annotation, cellular component: membrane. The record is from RefSeq and is a predicted model, not a curated record. The coding region runs from base 697 to 2253 and encodes 518 amino acids. Gene Ontology annotation, biological process: stabilization of membrane potential; potassium ion transmembrane transport. Lineage: Eukaryota; Metazoa; Arthropoda; Insecta; Hemiptera; Aphididae. Gene Ontology annotation, molecular function: potassium ion leak channel activity. The transcript has 5 exons.